AUGACUUGUGAAUUUUCGAUCGAAUCUUCACGGAACCAGGCACGCUAAUCCACAAACCCCACGGACUCAGUGUCACAUUCACUUGACAGUGUUUGUCCGUAAGCGAUACCAGCCAAUGGCAAUGUGCCGGCAUGCGGCAAGGAGUAUUUGACGGAGCAAAGGUGUACAUGUAGAUCUACCAGACUUCCGUGUUGGCUCGUUUACGUCCAAGCUGUUAUGAGAUGCAAGCCGGUCGGAACUGAAGAGUAUGAUGUUACUCCAUCAACAUUUUGUGGCGACGAAUCUGUUACUUCUUCGCCUUUAGAUCUCCGAAUCGCAAGCAAUAGUGGCCCUUCACUCGUGUCCUCUCAACAACACUGAUUUGGACGGCACAGUAUAUACUGCUUUGCCGAUAGGCGUCUGAGGCAGCACCAACGACCUGGAAAACCGCUCUUGUGUUUGGAGACGAUCCUGAGGGCUGAGCGUUCGCAAGCGACCAGCCUCUCAAACAUGCUAGAGGUCUGGAGGCUUUCCAGCAUAUUGCUGCUGGCAUUGCUGGUGGUGACAUGCUUGAGUACGACACCGCCACACAGCGUAUCAACACAGCCAGCCGUCGCCACAGCCUCACACCCCACUUCGGCCAUCAGGACAACACUUUUUAUGCCAGGAACGGCUGCAUCGACCUCUGUACCAACAACUACUGCACCAAGAACUACUCUGCCAGCAAAUCCCACCACAGAAGACUUGGGAGAGUCGAAUUUUGCGUCACAGCCUAGUUCAGCCGUCAGAACAACGUCUCUUUUGCCAAAAACGAGUGAAUUGCUAACAGUACCAACAUCUGCUGUACCGACCAAUGCACCAACAACUGCUGCAUCGACCAAUGCACCAGCAACUGCUGUACCGACCAAAGCACCAACAACUGCUGUACCAACCAAAGCACCAACAUCUGCUGUACCAACCAAUGCACCAACAACUGCUGCAUCGACCAAGGUACCAGCAACUGCUGCAUUGACCAAGGUACCAGCAACUGCUGCAUCGACCAAGGUACCAGCAACUGCUGCAUCGACCAAUGCACCAGCAACUGCUGUACCGACCAAAGCACCAACAACUGCUGUGCCAACCAAAGCACCAACAUCUGCUGUACCAACCAAUGCACCAACAACUGCUGCAUCGACCAAGGUACCAGCAACUGCUGCAUCGACCAAUGUACCAGCAACUGCUGCAUCGACCAACGUACCAGCAACUGCUGCAUCGACCAAUGUACCAGCAACUGCUGCAUCGACCAACGUACCAGCAACUGCUGCAUCGACCAAUGUACCAGCAACUGCUGCAUCGACCAACGUACCAACAACUACUGUGCCAGUUAGUGCCACCACAGAAGACCUGGGGGAGGCAAAUUUUGCAUCACAGCCCACUUCAGCCAUCAGGCCAACACUUUUUAUGCCAGGAACGGCUGCAUUGACCAGGGUGCCAACGACUGCUGCACCGACUACUGCACCAAGAACUAAUCUUCCAGCAAAUGCCACCACAGAAGACUUGGAAGAGGCAAGUUCCGGGUCACAACCUAGUUCUGCUAUCAUAGCAACUUCUCUUAUACCAAAAACAAGUGAACUGCUAACAGUACCAGCAUCUACUGCAUCGAUCACUGCACCAACAACUGCUGCACCGACCAAUGUACCAGCAACUGCUGCAAUGACCAAUGUACCAGCAACUGCUGCAACGACCAAUGUACCAGCAACUGCUGUACCGACCAGUGUACCAACAGCUGCUACACCGACCAGUGUACCGACAGCUGCUCCACCGACGAAUGUGCCGACAACUACUCCACCGACCAGUGUACCGGCAGCUGCUACACCACCUACCACACCAAGAACUACUUUGCCAGUUAGUGCCACCACAGAAGACCUGGGGGAGGCAAAUUUUUCGUCAUCUACUUCAGCCAUCACACUGCCGGUUGUGUCAAAAGCAAGUGCACUGCCCACAGUGCCAACAAGUGUGUCAGCUACAACAGACAGCCUGGGUGAAUCAAGUAUCAGCGAAUGUGGUCACCCUCAAUUUUCAUACCCAAACACCACCAACACCCUUUUUCAUGCCGUAAUACGGACCAGCAACAAAACAGGUGGUAAAUUUCACAUCAACUCUACGGUCACAUACUACUGCUCUCCUGGAUACAACCUAAUAGGACCAGGGAAUCUAACAUGUAACAGCAAUGGUACUUGGACUCCAGCAAUUCCACCAACUUGUUCAGCCAUCAAUUGUUCCGCCCUGGGUCCUAUAGACCUACCAAAUGGCUCCUUCAACCAAACAAAUAUAACUGGGCUUAACCGGUACGAUCAUGAGAUCAACUUCUACUGCAAUAUUGGCUAUGAGGUAAAUGGGUCCAGUGUAACCAAAUGUAAUGCCACCGGAAAUUGGUCUUCUCCAAUUCCAAAGUGCAGUAUUGUAGACUGUGGUAUGCCAUCAACUGGUAAUAACUCUAUACUCACUGGUGUCUCAAGUACACUGUUCAACAGCACUGGAUCAUUUGCAUGUAUGAUUGGAUUCAACAUCAGUCAAGGUGAUACACAAAGGACAUGCUUGCCGACUGGAGAUUGGAGCGGUAGUCCUUUGCAUUGCGAUGUUAUUUCAUGUGGCCAUCCUGGGUAUCUACCAAAUGGAACAGUCAGUGGUGAGCUUAGCUUUGUGUUCAAUACCACCGUCAGUUACUCCUGCAACCGUGGUUUCAAUAUGACUGGGCCAUCACAGAUAACUUGUGCAGCGAGCGGAAUCUGGGAGCCGGUAGAGAAGCAGAACUGCUAUAUCAUUACUUGUCCAACUCUCAGUACAACAGGUGAAGUCAGAAGCAACACUUCAUAUUCUCCUGACUUGGGCGAACUAACUGUGGACCAUGAAGAGCAAUUCUCUUGUUCACCGGGGUACAUUCUACUUGGUGCUAAUGCAACUACCUGCCAGGUUAGUGGACAAUGGUCCAAUCCAGUGCCUAAAUGCCAGACACUAGACUGCGGAGAGCCUCUAUCUACCAACCAUACGACUGUUGUCCAGAAGUCCACCACCACCUAUAACAGCAGUGUCAUGUACCAAUGUGAUACCGGCUUCGAUCAAAGCACAGGUGACUAUCAACGCACGUGUCUGGAGACAGGAGAGUGGAGUGGUUCCGCUCUGGAAUGUUCAGUUAUUUCAUGUGGCCAUCCUGGGCAUCUACCAAAUGGAACAGUCAGUGGUGAUCUUAGCUUUGUGUUCAACGCAACCGUCAGUUACUCCUGCAACCGUGGUUUCAAUAUGACUGGGCCAUCACAGGUAACUUGUGCAGCGAGCGGAAUCUGGGAGCCGGUAGAGGAGCAGAACUGCUAUAUCAUUACUUGUCCAACUCUCAGUACAACAGGUGAAGUCAGAAGCAACACUUCAUAUUCUCCUGACUUGGGCGAACUAACUGUGGACCAUGAAGAGCAAUUCUCUUGUUCACCGGGGUACAUUCUACUUGGUGCUAAUGCAACUACCUGCCAGGUUAGUGGACAAUGGUCCAAUCCAGUGCCUAAAUGCCAGACACUAGACUGCGGUGAGCCUCUAUCUACCAACCAUUCAACUGUUGUCCAGAAGUCCAGCACCACCUAUAACAGCAGUGUCAUGUACCAAUGUGAUACUGGCUUCAAUCAAAGCACAGGUGACUAUCAACGCACGUGUCUGGAGACAGGAGAGUGGAGUGGUUCCACUCUGCAAUGUUCAGUUAUUUCAUGUGGCCAUCCUGGGCAUCUACCAAAUGGAACAGUCAGUGGUGAUCUUAGCUUUGUGUUCAAUACAACCGUCAGUUACUCCUGCAACCGUAGCUUCACAAUGACUGGGCCAUCACAGAUAACUUGUGGAGAGACCGGAAUCUGGGAGCCGGUAGAGGAGCAGAACUGCUAUAUCAUUACUUGUCCAACUCUCAGUACAACAGGUGAAGUCAGAAGCAACACUUCAUAUUCUCCCGUCACAGGCCAACUAACUGUUGAUCAUGAAGAGCAAUUCUCUUGUUCACCGGGGUAUAUUCUACUUGGUGCUAAUGUAACUACCUGCCAAGUUAGUGGACAAUGGUCCAAUCCAGUGCCUAAAUGCCAGAUACUAGACUGCGGAGAGCCUCUAUCUACCAACCAUUCAACUGUUAUUCAGAAGUCGAACACCACCUAUAACAGCAGUGUCAUGUACCAAUGUGAUACCGGCUUCAAUCAAAGCACAGGUGACUAUCAACGCACGUGUCUGGAGACAGGAGAGUGGAGUGGUUCUGCCCUGCAAUGUUCAGUGAUUUCAUGUGGCCAUCCUGGGCAUCUACCAAAUGGAACAGUGAGUGGGGAUCUUAGCUUUGUGUUCAAUACAACCGUCAGUUAUUCCUGCAACCGUGGUUUCAAUAUGACUGGGCCAUCACAGAUAACUUGUGAAGCGACUGGAAUCUGGGAGCCGGUAGAGGAUCAGAACUGCUAUAUCAUUACCUGUCCAACUCUCAAUACAACAGGUGAAGUCAGAAGCGAAACUUCAUAUUCUCCCGUCACAGGCCAACUAACUGUUGAUCAUGAAGAGCAAUUCUCUUGUUCACCGGGGUAUAUUCUACUUGGUGCUAAUGUAACUACCUGCCAAGUUAGUGGGCUAUGGUCUAAUCCAGUGCCUGAAUGCCAGAUACUAGACUGCGGAGAGCCUCUAUCUACCAACCAUACAACUGUUGUCCAGAAGUCCAACACCACCUAUAACAGCAGUGUCAUGUACCAAUGUGAUACCGGCUUCAAUCAAAGCACAGGUGACUACCAACGUACGUGUCUGGAGACGGGCGAGUGGAGUGGCGCUGCCCUGCAAUGUUCAGUGAUUUCAUGUGGCCAUCCUCGGCGUCUACCAAAUGGAACAGUCAGUGGUGAUAAUAGCAUUGUGUUCAAUGCAACCGUCAGUUACUCCUGCAACCCUGGUUUCAAUAUGACUGGGCCAUCACAGAUAACUUGUGCAGCGACCGGAAUCUGGGAGCCCGUAGAGGAGCAGAACUGCUAUAUCAUUACUUGUCCAACUCUCAAUACAACAGGUGAAGUGAGAAGAAAUACUUCAUAUUCUCCCGUCACAGGCCAACUAACUGUUGAUCAUGAAGAGCGGUUCUCUUGUUCACCGGGGUAUAUUCUACUUGGUGCUAAUGCAACUACCUGCCAAGUUAGUGGGCUAUGGUCUAAUCCAGUGCCUCACUGCAGAAUAGUCGAUUGUGGCAUGCCACUGGAUGGCACUGAUUCCUCCGUUGUUAGCACAACAGGAACCGUCUUUCAAAGUAAUGCCACAUAUAGCUGUCGGACAGGGUACAGGAAAUCAGCUGGGGACUACAAUCGUACUUGUCUGUCAACAGGCCGAUGGAGUGGCAAUCCACUGCACUGUGCAAUUGUUUCGUGUGGAAGGCCUCAAGCAUUGGACAAUGGAACUGUUACUGGAAACACAUCAUACCUAUUUAACACCAGUAUAUCACAUCGAUGCAACACUGGCUUCAACCUAACGGGACCAGUUGCCAGAACAUGUCUCGCUAAUGGAUCUUGGGCACCGAGUGAAAGGGCAAUCUGCGCGCUAAUCAAAUGUAAUCCUAUUUAUCUCGAUGAACCAAGGAAUGGGUAUAACCAGCCACUAUCUACACCCUGGACUGGUAACUUCACUGUGGGACAUACACUAAAGUUUUUCUGCCAUGAAGGAUACAAUCUGAGUGGUGCAGACACAUCUACUUGUCAAGGUGAUUCUCGUUGGUCUAACCCUGUGCCGACAUGCAAUAUUGUGAAUUGCGGAGAGCCACCGGCUGUAGCUGGCAAGAACUCGACGUUGUACUCACCAGCCAGCACCGACUAUGGGAGCAUUGCUAACUACAGUUGUUAUCCUGGGUUCAAUCAGACCUCCGGGCGGCGACAAGUGACCUGCUUGGCCAGUGGCCAUUGGAAUGGCAGUGCACUGUCAUGUCAAAUUGUAUCAUGCGGAAUACCCGGCAAUCCGGCCAAUGGAGGUGUAAUUGGGAAUCCAUCCUUCACGUUCAAUACAACUGUGGAUUAUGAGUGCCAAGCAGGCUUCAAGCUAACUGGUCCAACAACAAGAUCAUGCCUUGCAAAUGGAGAUUGGGCACCAAAGGAAGAACCUAAAUGCUCGCUCAUCACCUGCGAUCCUGCACAAGCAGGAAAGCCAUCCAACGGGCACGUCUCACCAGCAGUAGGACGAUUUACUGUUGGUGACAAAUUGCAAUUCACCUGCAAUACCGGCUACACACUCCAAGGAGCUGGUCAGACAACGUGUCAGAGUAGCUCACAGUGGUCCGAUACGGCACCAACAUGUACGAUUGUUAACUGUGGGUCACCACCAUCUCACCACACGUCUAGUGUGCUGGCCCCUAGCACGGUUUAUAGAAGCACAGCCAGCUAUACAUGUUUACCUGGUUUCCAGCCCAGCUCUGGCCUGAAUCAGCUAACAUGUCAGCCCAGUGGCCGAUGGAAUGGAGGUGCACUGGUUUGCUCAAGGAUUCGUUGUUCAGCUCUUCCACACUUGUCGAAUGGAAUCAUACAACAGGGUCUGACAUCACAGUUUGCCUCUGGGAACAGGUUCAACUUCACUUGCAACACAGGGUACAAUCUGAUUGGCUUCAACUCCACAGUUUGUCAAGACAAUGGGCAAUGGUCAAAUCCUCCUCCCACGUGCAACAUAGUGGACUGUGCCCAACCUCCCGAUGGCAACAACACAUUUUCUAAUGUUUCCACCACAGUGUAUGAAAGUGAAGUGAACUAUACCUGCCAGAGUGGAUUCCAAGCAGUGGUAGGAGAUUUCCAGCACACGUGCUCGGAGACAGGAGAGUGGAAUGGAACACUGCCAGAGUGUGCUGACAUUGAUGAAUGCAAUGAGACAGCGUCGCAACUGCACGACUGCCAUGACGUGGCAGUGUGUAACAACACCAUUGGAGAUUUCCUCUGCUCGUGUCCACUCGGAUUCACUGGGAAUGGAACACACUGCAAAGAUAUUGAUGAAUGCUCCAGUGCAGACCACACCUGUAAUGCAGAGUCACAAGUCUGUAGCAACACAGCUGGCUCGUUCCUGUGUAACUGCUCCGCUAACCAUCCACACCGAGAGGGAGAUGGCGAUGAGUGCAACGAUUUCCUAACCUAUGUAGGUGAAGUGAGAGUGGAACUCACUGAUGUCAGCAAUGCCACCACACUAGCACUGGACCUCAGGGAAAGCCUAGAAGAAGAGACUGCAGUGGCUAACGUGUCUGUAUCCGAUGAAACCCUGAGGAAUUCUACCCUGCUUGGCCGACCCAUCACCCUGCUGUCCUUUGAAUUGCAUGUGGUAACAAUUCACAUGGAUCACAACUGUGACAACGCAUCGCUCUACCAACAACUGGUUGAGAACGCUAUGGCAACGAGACCUAGUCUUUCCAAGUUCUCGCCGACUGCUAGUGUAUGGUGCAAGGAUAUGUGUGCAGCAGAAAGCAUUGCCGACUACCAGUGGCCAGCUACACCAGCCGGGGAAAGUGCACUGUUAUCCUGCCCGCAAGGAGAUAUGAAUGCAACUCGUCAGUGCAAUACAACACACAGCGGUGCUCGCUGGCAAAGGCCAGUAACUAUAAAUUGUCCUGGGAAUGAAGUCACCCUUCUCUUGUUGGAAUUGCUGAAUGAUAUCGAGAACCUGCUGACGAGUGGCACCGGAGUUGUUAAUGCGGCGUCAAUCCUAAACAACCGGUCCCGGGAUGCAGAAGAAGGACUCUCAGCCGAUGCCUUGGAUCUAGUGGCACAGACUCUGGAUGCAAUUGUCAACAAUAAAUCUCUGGAAUUGUUGGGCCAAAACCUCGACCUCACUGAACAGCUACUUCAAAAUGUCGUGUCGGUCAUCUCUAACUACAUCAACGCAAGCGAAGCAGCUGUAUUUGAGGCACAGAAAAAUGACCAGGCGAGCUCCAGAGUGCUGCGUGCUAUGGAUAGAGUUGAGCUGCAGCUAGCCAAAACAAUGCUUGCCAAGAACGAUACAGUCACACCCUUCACGUCGCCUUCUUUUACAGUCAAGGCAUACUACCGUAAUGCGUCGCAAGCCAGCAAUAUUGUCAAGAUACUGAUAGAGAGUACAGCUGGGAACCAAUCGAUAUGUACAGAGUCAUGUUCAACUGACACGGAGGCAACCAUCGGGGAACUGGAAGUUCCGCAAAAAGCAAUUCCCACUGAUGAACACACUACACCGACUGUUGCCAUUGUGCGCACAUUUGCCAAUGCAAAGCUGUUUGCAGGCUAUGACUUUGGUGACCUGAAUGAGCAGCCAUCGACCAACGCUGAAGGCCUCAUUGCUGCGUCAGAGGACUCAGUAGUCAACAGUUUUGUGUUGGCAUACAGCCUGUAUCCAGAAAACAGUAUUGGCUUGCACAAGCUUGCCAGUAACAUCACGCUGAAGUUCCGUCCAUUGUCAAACCUGGACAACACCAGCCACCUCUGCUCGUUCUGGGAUCAAUCAGGAGCCGAAGGAUAUGGCCUGUGGAGCCAGGAGGGAUGCUACCCAGUGGCAAGAGAAGCCGGCAAGGAGGAUGGCUUGUUUGAAUGCCAGUGUGAUCACCUGACUAACUUUGCCAUGCUUAUGAACCCGUUCUCUGACAAAAUAUCUGGAACGAGCGGCCAGGCUCUGAGAUACAUUACGCUGGUUGGUGGCAUCCUGUCGUGCAUUGCUCUCCUGCUCACCGCCGUCUAUCCGCUCAUCCUGAGAUCAUUUACGAAGUCCAGGAUUUUGCUCUCGGCACUGGCUGGAACCAUGUUCUUUGGCAACGUCAUGUUUCUCAUGUCAGUGGAGGACUACGCUAGAAACACGGAUGGCUUCUGCACGUUCCUUGGCCUGGCCGUUCACUAUCUGUUCCUGUCAUCGUUCCUUUGGAUGUUGACACAUGCACUGAACGUGUACAUUGCCGUCGCCAAGCCCAUCGUGUACCGCACCAUAAAGUGGGUGUUUGUCAAAGCAGCAUUGUUUGCCUGGGGUAUACCGUUCCUGGAAACACUUGUCAUUGGCACAGCUUACCCAUGUUCUUUCAAAUGGGCGUUCGUAGCUAACAGCACUGAGACACUAUGUGUUGACACCAGCAGCAACCUCGCUGCAGGACAUUAUCGAGGGUGUAUUCUGAAGCCAGGACUUCCCUUCCAACUUGGAUUUGUCAUGCCUAUAGUGAUCAUCAUCGUCGUUAACACAGUCCUGCUGACCGUCACAAUGCUCAAGUUACGCAUACAUGAAAUGGGCACCAGACGGCGACUCAGCAAGCCCAAAGACAACGACAGGAAGCGAGCAAGGAAUCUAUUGCGCUGCCGCACGAUCCUCUGUCUGACAUUCCUGCUGGGUGCAACCUGGCUGGUUGGGGUGUUUGUUGUGUCUGGAGAGGAAAGCCCUAAUGAAGCCGCCAUGUACAUAUUCACCAUUCUGAAUGUUGUCCAGGGCAUGGCUAUCUUCGUAUUCCAGGUAAUGCUGAGAAAGAAGGUGCGUGCCGAACUUCGAGACUUUGCCUCGUCCACUGCCAACAAAUGGCAGAAGACAAAGUCUACAGUGCUGUCACGUGAUGGCCACAACAGAGCCUCCUCUGCCAGCACUGGGUUCUCUGAGUCGUCCACCAACCGCAGCUUCCGCUUUGCUCACUUUCUGACCUCGCAGAGCAAGGACAGGACGAGCAACAGCGAGAAACAAGAGGAGUAUGACCUGCGCGAUAUCGUUGAGCCAGAGCUGGGGAGUCUACGCAAGAAACACAAGCUGCAUGCGCACCCCAUGGCCGACUCUCCGCUGACACAAAGAGUACGGCACGAGUCACAGUAUAAUGCUGCCACGGAUACCAUCCCUCGUGGCUACCCUACCACAUCUGAGUAUAAUGCUGCCACGGACACCAUCCCUCGUGGCUACUCGACCGCAUACGAUAACGAUGACUUCACCCUGAAGACGACUCAGUCCACAGCUGAUGAGUCUGGCCCUCCCAUACUGACAGCGCAAUGCAAGAGCGGCGGUGAUGGCGAAGACCUUGAUGGUGGAAACUUAGCUAUGUUCAAUGCUGCUGCUCUGGAAGGCACAGGUGACAAAGACUCAGCAUGCUCCAUCCAGCAGGGUUCUUUGAAAGCAGACAGCUCUGUUUUGGAGAACACCUCGGCUUCAGCUCAAGUAGACGACGAUAUACCCCCAGGGAACAAUGUCAGACGUUCACGUCGAGCAUCAACAGAGGAAGUUACAGUAACAGUAAUAGCAGAUGUUGAGAAUUCUGUUGCAACACCUGAUCCAGUAGAAGCCACAGCCAGCAUGUCCCUGCCAGCAAGUGAGGCUGCUGACCAUGAUGACCUCAUACAUAAUACUGGUGACCAGAGUCCAAGGCACAGCAGUGAUGCUGGGCAGCUGCCUGCAGACCAAUCAUCAGCUGUGCCAGAGCAACCAGCUGAAAUGAUCGAGCAGCCUAUGAUCACUACACAGCCUAUUUCUGUAUGUUCUGCUGUAACCCAGAGUCUAGUGGCUACAGAGCUGGAAGACACUGAAGUCACAGAGUUCCAAAGUCGGAAACAGCGCCACGUGAAAGAAGAGACCGUGCCAGUUCAAGACCAGUCAUCAUACUCUGAAGCACUCACCAGCAUGGAGAUUGAUGGUCACAAUGAAUCAGCUACUGAGAACCCAUAUGCCAGACCAAACGAGCCAUCUGAAACUCUUUCUUCCUCUGCAUCCAUGCCAUCAACUCGCCCAGCUAGUACCGUGGAGGCGACCUAUGCAAAACCUGAUUGCCUCAGUGACCAACAGCCUGAUGCUGGUUCAACGGAUUCAAGCCCAGAACCGCCCAGCAUACGCCAAACAAACCCUUAUGAAGAACUUCCGUGCUCGAAGCCAAGUGAUACAUGUGUUCCAGAUGAUGAGCGACCAUAUGCCAGGCCAUCUGAUCCAAAUGACGAGCGACCGUAUGCCAGGCCAACCGAACCAUCGCAGCCGACAUCCAAUGUGGAGGACCCAACAUAUGCCAACCCAAACUAUGCAAAGCCGACCUAUGCCAAGCCAACUGACCCUACCAGUGAAGCUACUGAAUCACCGUACGCAGUCCCAAGCGAUUUGAAUAGAGACUCCAAGCCGCCAUGCUCAAGUCCAGCUGAGCCAAGCCUCGAUCCAGUAUAUGCAAAGCCGUCGGACGUAACACAAGUCAGCGAACUACCAACAUCUGGGGCCAGCAGUGACCCAGAUUACGACAAACCAGAUAUCCGCACUGCACAGGAAUCUGGCGGUGCAGGACAUGGAAGUGGAUCACACCGGUGCUCAACCCCAGCAAGUCCGACCGAGAGCGGUGCAGGGAUGCCGCCUGACAGGGGUGGGUCGGCGUAUGCGCAUGUGUCAGAAGACACUGAUGAUGGGCACUAUGCUGAGGCAGGUCCGAGAGAACAAAGAUCUCUGACCUUACCCUAUGGUGAACCGGCUGAGCAGCUGGCAGGGGUGCAACACGACUAUGCCCAGCCUAGCCCGAGACAACAAGGCCACCACACACUACCCAGACAGCACAAUACAGAUGGACACACAAGCGCACAAGGACAGCUCACCAAGUUCAGCACCAUCGCAGGGCAUAACACACCGGCCGGUGUUUCUCCUGCGGUGAUCGAUACCGAGGACAUCUAUUCUCAGCCGAUACCAAGGCAGGAGCGCGCUAAGACAUUGGGCAGCGGUGCAACUGUUUCAACGCUGCACAGCCAUUCCUCUGCUGCAAAUACCGGGGGACAACUACCCAGCAGUGUGAACCCAACUGAGCCACACCCUGACCAGCUGUAUUCAGCACCUAUACCCAAAAGUCUGCGCAAGGCGGUGUCGGAAGGCCCUAGCACGUCAAACAAGAAAGAAGGCCCAUUACAGACGUCUGCAGCCAUUGCGGAGGAGGCUUUGCCGGCUGGCUCAGCCCUACAAACAUCUUCACUUUACGCCGAGCCCAUUGCGAAGAAGAACCGGCACUUGUCGGCUCGGUUCAACCCAAGCCCUGUUGGUAGCCGAUCGCUUGGUAGUGCCUUGCUGCCCGGAGCUGUCGAUGAGGAUAGCUCAGUGCUAGCAUCCAGUAGCACUUCUCAAGUGGAUCGUUUUGACGUGAACGGUUCGGCGUACACGAGGCCCACAGUUAAAAAGGACCGCAUGUCUGCAAGAUGUGAAUCCAGCCCAGCCAUCAAGCAACAACAGGAUCCUGGCAAUUUGGAUGCAGCACACUUUGACGUGAACGGUUCGGUGUACACGCGACCCACACUCAAGGAGGACCGCACGUCAGCCAAAUGCAAAUCCAGUCCUGCCAUCAAGCAUCAACAGGACCCUGGCAACUUGGAUGCAGCGCACUUUGACGUGAACGGUUCGGUGUACAUGCGGCCCACACUCAAGGAGGACCGCGUAUCAACCAAAUACGAAUCAAAUCCAGCUGCAAAGCACCAACAGAACCCUGGCAAUAUGGAUCCAGCAACGGGUAGCAUUGCGGAUUCAGUUGAGCAUGUUGAGAUAAAUAGCACUCUGUACGCAGUGCCAACGCUAAAAAGGAAUCAAACACCCGGCCAAGAACACUCAACCAGUAGCGACGAGUCUGCACAGGAAGGCACCACCAGCACGAGUCCAAGAGAUGAUGGAGAAAGCAAGAGGGAGAGUCUAAUGGAUCUCUACUAGUUACUGAGAUAAAUUAGCCCAUGCGCUCCAAGCCCACGCACACACCCUACAUAAUCAUUCUAUAGAGCAGGCCGUAUACAUGGUAUAUGUACUGUAUGACUACUACACUGAUGAUGUUGACUUGAAAAUUGUCCAUUGCCGGAGACCAACGCUGUAACAUUGCACC
Messenger RNA from Sycon ciliatum, 12766 nucleotides. Its product is annotated as mucin-2-like. The coding region runs from base 490 to 12600 and encodes 4036 amino acids. The record is from RefSeq and is a predicted model, not a curated record. Gene Ontology annotation, biological process: G protein-coupled receptor signaling pathway; cell surface receptor signaling pathway. The transcript has 31 exons. Gene Ontology annotation, molecular function: calcium ion binding; G protein-coupled receptor activity. Gene Ontology annotation, cellular component: membrane. NCBI's taxonomy places the organism in Eukaryota, Metazoa, Porifera, Calcarea, Leucosolenida, Sycettidae.